AUGAAUCAGCUUCUGAAUGCACAGAGACUCGUGCAGGUAUCGCAGUUUCAUCCUAAGCUGCAAAAUAUAUGGUACUUAGUAGCCGCAGUAACAUUCAGCGUGUGUAAUCAACCGCAGGAAAUUCCCAAGAUCUAUCAUUAUGUUAUGUUACUCAACAACAAUAAUUCCGACCACCAUGAUCCAUCUACUUUGGCUAAUAGAACGAUAGAGACUUUACAGAAUGACCGCAUGAAUUUGAGGAAGGUCAUUGAUGAAAAGUUUCCUCAACCUACGCAGCUUCAAAGACAGCUAACAGAAAAGUUUAGGGAGGCUCUACUAAAAACUGGACCUCUCGCAGGUCUCCCAAAAGCAAUAAAUGUGCUUUCUAACUUAAGAGACGUGACUCCCACUGCUUUGCUACCGUCUAGUCAAGAGAUAGAUCCUUUCAAAGCUGAGCGGGGAGAGGGACCUCUUUACUCAGAUUCUGUUAUGGAGAUUCAUGCUGCUGACUCCAACAAGAGUAAGGAAAGAGAUCUGAAAGGCAUUGAGCAUUGGAAUCAUUUGUACACCAAAGUCUCCAAAAGAAUUGUCAACAACAUUAAUUCAGCAUGUCCGGAUUUAUGGUAUUACAUAAUGGAACAUGUUUACGGUCCGUUACUUUCAUGUGAUGACAUUCUUUCUAAGCAGGAAACUAGCUUCAUAGUUAUCGCAUCGUUGGUACCGCAGGAUGUCAAUCCCCAGCUACGUGGCCAUUUGAAGGGUGCGCUUAAUAUUGGCUGCGAUCCUAAUACCAUCGAAGCUGUGAGAGCGUUAGCGGUACUUAUAUCUCAAUGGUGCGGUGUGUCCUGGAAGGGUGAAAUUGUAAAAUUAUAA
Molecule: messenger RNA, 852 nt
Organism: Zygotorulaspora mrakii
Lineage: Eukaryota; Fungi; Ascomycota; Saccharomycetes; Saccharomycetales; Saccharomycetaceae
Gene: PXP2
Product: Pxp2p
Exons: 1
Coding region: 1-852 (283 amino acids)
Molecular function (GO): peroxiredoxin activity
Source: RefSeq, a predicted model, not a curated record